Vitrella brassicaformis is the source of this 4048-nucleotide messenger RNA. Lineage: Eukaryota; Vitrellaceae. The record is from the annotation of a GenBank genome assembly.
AUGGACUCCCUGCAGCACUUGUCCACUGCAAGUGUCCGCCGACGCCCGCUGCGACUGCAGUACAGACAAGGCAAGCCGCCCAGCAACAGGGAGCCUGAAGAUGCCUGCUCGAUGCCGCUCCCAUCUCCCUCGCCAUCUGGCCGCUCCCGGCUCCGGGUGGCACAGCCCAACAGCGGCAGCAGCAUGCAGCGGUGGACAAUCAUUGCAGCGGCCCUGACAGCAUUCCUGAUCCAUCUGCAUGACAGACACAAUACAGCCGAGAGUUACUCGCUCGGGGGCAGACUGCGGCGGGGACUGGUGCAGCCGGGCAGUGACGAGCGGAUGGAGGCAACCAUCUCUCCGCAUGGAGCCAUUGAGGGAAAUCUCACGUCGAUGGCCCUUUCGUCUGCACUCAAGUUGAAGGCGACGUCUCUGCUGCGUGUGGAUGCCGCGAAUGAGCGGCGGUUCACACUGGUUGCUACGUGUGGGGAGCCCUUCCAGCGGGGCAAGCGCACCUGCCCCAAGACAUGCCCCAUGAUCGCACCGAGGCCCCUCGUCAAAUGUGAGAAAGCGACCACCAAUUCACUCACUGUCCGUAGCGAUUGCGUUGUGUUUUCUUGCACAAAACCAACAUCGUCGGGGUGCGUGAGGGACACGCGGAGACCCAAAUGACACACACACAUGGAUGAAUGGAUGGGCUCAUGCAGGUUGGUCUGAUGAUGUACUUCAACUUUGUGGUGUUUCUGACGGUGUGUGCGUCGAUCUUCUUUGUGGGCACGACCAUUAUCUUCUUCACAUCCGACUUCCAGCGAGAGCUGGCUGAGGAGGAUAACAAGUGCACCGACAAGGUGCUGUCCGACAAGGAGCUGCACCAGCCCGACAAAGUCGUCGAGCAAUUCUCAAUGGCGUCCUACUACCUGUGCGUCUCCCUCUACGCCGUUCUCAUUGUGAGAGAGAGACACACAGAUCACGCCACCACAUUGUUCAGAAGCGACUGGGAUCUCUCUACGUGUUGUUGGUCGUCUGGUCAGCCGCUGACGUUUUUCUUUCACGGUUACCAGCUGCGGCUGGUGAAGCAGUCGGACGAGGAGAACGACACACUUGCCGACUUCUGCUGCGUGUAAGAAAGGAGGAUGAGCCCGUCUCAGUCCUACAUAUGUUCUUUGAUCUGCUUCGGAGCCCACGGCCUCCCAGAAGACGCGAUCGACGAGGACGAGUUGAAGAUAUACUUCCAGGAGGCGCUCGGUUUGAGCAUCGUGGGCGUGUCGGUGCCAUACGCGUACGCUGGACACGAACGCCUGGUGAGAGAGUCAGUCAGUCAGUCAGUGACUGACUGACACAGACAAUCGUUUCAGGUUGAGAGGUUGUGCGACAAGAUCAUCGAGGAGGCCGACUUGAAGGAGGGCACAUACACCGAGGAGCUCGGCAAGCCGCCGCCAGGUACCGAGACGCUCAUCGCAGACACCGGCAGCAAGACCAGCACAGAGGCGGAGAAGGCACUACUGAAGGAGCACAGGGGCGGCGAAGGGUCGCACUACGACGACAAGAGCAAGCUGCCCGACAGGGACGAGAUCGUCACCAUCCUGGAGGGUCUCAAAGGCGCUGGUGAGGCAUUUGUCAUCUUCCAGACGGAGAAUGACAGCCGAGAGGCCAUUGAGCAAUUCGAAGAGUUCAAUCGCACUCACGUAACAGACAGACAGGCAGACAGACAGACAGAGACAUUGGUUGGCGCAUCAAUCGAUAACCUGUGGUACCUAAUGGAUGUCUUGCUGCACGUAGAAGGGAGCAGCGGGCGCGUCAGCAGACAAGAAAUUGUUCCGGGGGACACACGCCAUCACGGUAAGCGAGCCGGUGCCACAAAAAGAUAAGCCGGUGCAUGCAUGUGUGAAUUGAAUGUGUCAAUCAAUUGAUGGCUGCACUGCAUGGGUACGUGCAGCUGGAGGAUUACGACGGCGAGCCUCAGGACGUCUUGUGGGACGGCUUCUCAAAGACACCGAUCAGCAAGGUGGGUGAUCGAUGGAUCAAUAUGUGUCCGUCUGCCUGUAUGUAUGUGUGUAUGAUUGAUGUGUUUAACAUGUUCUGCAGAUCAUCAAGUUGAUCAACGGCGUGUGGAUGAUCCUCGUGGCGAUCUCCAUGUGGACGCUCUUCAUCUACCUCCCCUACGCCGCAUACGUCAUCUCACUGUACCAGGCACGAACCUGUCAAAGAACGUGUGUACGUGCAUCGAUGUCGCAGUGCAGUGCAGUACAUCCUUCCAUGUCUCUCUGUCAAAUCAAUCAGACGCCCGGCAAGAAUCCCAACAUCAUCGAGGACAGCACGAUGGGUCUGAUCAUUGCGGGCGGCAACGCCGUCAUGGGCGAGGUCGUCCUCGCCAUCGCUCGGUGGGCCGGCUUCAGGCGAAAAGACACCUUCGAUAUCUACUGCUUCGUUCUCAACUUCCUCGCCGUCGAAGUACUUUCAACACAUACAUACGACACACGGGCGACACACAUCACAUCACGUGGCCCGCCCUUCUGUGUGUGUCAGAUGAACAUGCUGUUCGACUUGGGUAUAUGUGUGGUUGCCGCCAUCGGUCAGCAGAAGGAGGCCCUAUCGACCAACGAGGCCGCCGCUACGGCCGACCUGGAGAAGGGCAUAGCCGACCAGUUCUGGGGGCUGCUCAUCCCGGGGUGUCUCGUGCUGCCCUACCUGGCGCUGCCCAUCGUCAUACACGGGCUGCCGUUCUUCCUCGGCAGAUGGCAAGUGCUCCACAAACAAAGGGUACGUGAGACAUGAGGUUAAAGGGAGAGAGAGAGAGAGAGAGAGAGAGGGCCCCGUGGGUGUGACGUCGGCGGUUCCGUGUCAGAUAACGGCACGCGAGGCGGAGAAGCUGAUGGAGUGCGUGUACAUUGACCUCUCGUCGCAGUACGGCCGACACAGACACGAUAUGCAUACCUACAGCAAUCCCCUUGCCUGUGUGUCCGCCGUCGUAGGUACGGCGACUUCAUCAUCAACACGUCAACGUGCCUCGUCCUGGUACGAGAAAGCACUGCACACGCAGCAGCGAUGAUUUGUGGGUGUGUGUCGUGUGUAUGUAUGGGUGCAGCUGUUCUUCGUGACGCAGCACGCGUGGUCGAUCUUUCUGUUCCUGGUGCUGUUUGCCCUCUACCACUACAUCAAGGACCUCUUCCUCUGCCUGCGGCUCCACAAAGAGACGUACUUCUCAACAGGAGCACUCGGCAACUCAGGCAUAAACCACACACACACACACACACGACCACGUACAGACACAGACCGCUUUCCGGAUUAUCAUGUCUCUCUGUGUGUUUGUCAGUCAUUCGUCUGUGGAGUGUGCCGACGGGCAUGCUGUGCGGUUCUUUGGUCUACUGGCACUUCCGGCAUUUCCUCGGCAGCUCGCCGCGGAUGUUCCAGGAGCACGCCGGGGAGAUCAUCGGAUACACAGCGCUCGCAUUCUUCGGACACAUCUUUGUGCGCGAGGGACGGGAGGGACGGAGGCAGGCAUGAAGGCAGCGAAUGGGGGAGGGAGGAAGAGACACGCUUGUGUGCUGUGAUGAUUGGUGUCGUGUCAGUUAUAUUUGGUCGUGAUAGACUACGUCAUUCCUGCUGUGGUCCACAUGGUGCACAAGCCGUGCAGCAAGACCUACAAGGAGGUCAGCCACUCGGACCGAGGUUAUGCCGGCACUGUGCCUCUGUGUGUGUGUGUGUGUGUGUGACCAUCUGAGCAGAUAGAGGCCGUGACGCCCUGCACGUACUUCAACAGCAACCCCAUCCACGUCCUCAAGAGCCACUACUGCCCCAAACCCGGACAGUCACCCAUCACACCAUACGAAAUAGGUUGGUCCUGGCUAAGACACGUGGGCGAAUACACCCACACACAGACACGCCCCCUCCCUCUCUGUGUGUCGUGCCAGGCAAGGAGUAUCUGCAGGGUGCCUACUUCAAGGUCGAUCAUGAGCUGGAGGAACAGGAACAGAGCCCAACCACUGCUGCUGCUGCUGCGGGGGCAGCGGCACAACCAGCAGCGGCCGAGGGCCACCAGACACAAGAGGGGGGUGGGCAGGGCGGGUAG